Blepharisma stoltei is the source of this 1397-nucleotide messenger RNA. The record is from the annotation of a GenBank genome assembly. Lineage: Eukaryota; Ciliophora; Heterotrichea; Heterotrichida; Blepharismidae.
AUGUUACACAAUAUUAAAAAUGCCAGUUAGAUAUAAGCCAUAACUCCUGACUUACAGGUAAAAGAUCUAUUAUCGGACUUAUGUGAAAGAGGUUGUCUAUUUGAAAGCCAUGAUAAAAAGAGAGAAGAGGUCAUUGCUGAGUCUGGCGAUGAUCAGAGAAGUCUUAACGGACUUGUUAACUUUUACGAUUUGACGGUUAGGCCGGUCCACCUACCGUUGUUCAGAAGUGGACCUCAAGAAGGAGACUGCAUCCAAGUAUGCAAAAAAGUAAUUCAUUUAAACUUAAACUUAAAUAAUGUUACCUUUACGUUUGAGAGAUUUUGAAGUAGUCCGAACUAUUGGUAAUUUUUAUUUAGGCACUGGGACAUUUGCACGAGUAGCUUUGGUUCGCUCAAAAAAUCAAAGAAAUAGCCCUUACCACGCUCUUAAAAUGAUAAAUAAAGAAACCCUUGUAAAACUUAAACAAGUAGAGCACGCUAAAGCUGAAAAACGGGUUUUAGCGUCCCUGGAUCAUCCUUUUAUAGUCAAACUGUAACCAUAACGCAGCAUAAAUUCAUUUCAAGACUCUUCAUGUCUGUAUUUAACGCUAGAAUAUAUACCUGGAGGGGAAUUAUUUACAAGGCUGAGGCUUUAUCAUCAUUUUCCUAAUGACGUAGCACUGUUUUAUGCGACAGAAAUUUUAUUAGCGAUCUCUUAUAUGCAUACAAGGGAUAUUGUAUAUAGAGACUUGAAGCCAGAAAAUAUUUUAAUUGACCAACAGGGGCAUGUGAAAAUUGCGGAUUUUGGGUUUUGCAAGGUAAUUCCUCAGGGCGAAAGAAGCUUCACGCUGUGUGGGACACCUGAAUAUUUGGCGCCUGAAAUUAUUAAGUCAGAAGGCCAUGGUAAAGCAGUGGAUUGAUGGGCUUUUGGAAUUUUAGUUUAUGAAAUGCUCGUUGGAAACCCACCAUUUUAUGACCAAAAUCCCUACAAAAUUUACAAGAAAAUAGUCAAAGGAGAAUUUGUGAUGCCUGAACUUAUAUAAUUUUUUAAAUAAUUAAAAAAUUGCUAAAUAAUGAUUUUAUUUUGAUUUUUAUAGUAAAUAAGCAUUAUUAAUUGUAUUUAAAGAUUAUUUUUGAUAAAAUAGGAUAUCAAAUAAUGCUGCAGAAUUAAUAGCAAGGCUAUUAUGUAUUAAUCAAGACGAAAGAUUAGGAAGUAAUGGAUCAAGUGAAGAAAUAAAAGGAAUGAAAUGGUUUAGAGGAGUUGACUUUGCGAUGGUGGUAAGAAAAGAAGUGCGAGCACCCUGGAUACCAAAUUUGUCAGGGCCCAAUGACACAUCAUCGUUUGCGAAUUAUCCUGAUGAUCCUGAUUUCUUUAGGCCUGCAUCGGUAUCAGUUAAUGAGCUUUUCCGUGAUUUCUAA